Molecule: messenger RNA, 1571 nt
Organism: Paramormyrops kingsleyae
Lineage: Eukaryota; Metazoa; Chordata; Actinopteri; Osteoglossiformes; Mormyridae
Gene: soul3
Product: heme-binding protein soul3
Molecular function (GO): heme binding
Source: RefSeq, a predicted model, not a curated record
CGGCCAAGGGCCACGUGACCGCCCAGAGGCGCUUAUAAAGAUGAAAUUAGAGUCCCAUCAAGACCAUCGGAGACAGAUAUUCAAGGGUACCGAUCUCCAGCUUCGGUCGGUCUUUAUUUCGUUUUCAAUUUUUUAAGCUCGUAAUUCUUAAGUACGUAAAGGGAACCUGCCAGACGCGAUCAACACAAGCUGCGAAAUUAACGGUGAACGGAGCGUGAAGCUGUCUUAAUUUAUACCCCAGGGGGCAGGCGGGCAUCGACUGCUUACUGACACCGGAAAGUGUGCAAGUAAAGCAGGCAGAUUUCAGACUUUCCGAAGUAACGUUCCUCUCAACGCAAAGGCGACGAUGGACCGCGGAGGCUGUCGUCUAAACGGCGGUCAAGGUGGCGAAAGCGGCGGACUGAGUUCAGGUGCCGGUGGCGGGAUGAUCACGCUGGAGGACCUGGAAUCCUUCUCGGAGGAUCAGCAGUCAGACUCCGGCAACGGGAGUCUGGAAGAGGGUGAAACUAUGGCAGAUGACGAGCAGGAGAGACUUCUACAUUACUGGCAGGACGUGGCCAGGGGACAUCAGGUCGAAGUGCCCAGAGACAUGGCCGGGCCCAUCCAGCAGCUGACCACCAACAACGAUGGCACCCAGGACCGGCAGCCCGUGCCCAGCACCCUCAUCAUCCGCAAAGAGAAGUGCGGGACUGUGCUCUACGAGAAGAGGCACUACGAGAAGGCCUACUGGGCCUGCAUCACCAUCCAGGAGGAGACCUACGAGCAAAGCAUCUGCCACGGCUUCAUGAAGCUCAUGAGAUACAUCUGCCAGCAGAACUCCUCAGGCAGCUACCUGGGGAUGACUAUCCCCAUCGUGACUGUGGUGCGUACAGACGAGGCGCACACCGCCCUGUCCCAGGCUGUGACCGUGGCCUACUACUUGCCCCCAGAGUUUCAAGGGCAGCCCCCACAGCCCUUCGAUGGAGAUAUCAUCAUCGAAGAAUGGCCUGCCACCAUCAUCUACGCCAGGGCUUUCAGCGGUGCCACGAACGAACAGACUAUCCUCAAUGAGAUCAACGUGCUGGCGGACAUCCUCGAGUCGCCGGGCAUCUUCCUGAGUGACUCUUUCAUCGUGGCAAGCUACAGCAGCCCAGCCGAUGCCAACCGCCGAAACGAGAUCUGGUUCCUGGAGAGGCCCUGAGUUGACUCUAAUGGUCCCUCCCACCUCAUACGCUUAUUGACCACUCUAGUCCAGUGUGGCCCAUUUGUCCACUGACCCAUGCCGCAACCAGCCGGCCUAAGGCAGAUUACAGUAGUUUAACCCUAAAUCGAUGGCCAUUCGCUACAAUAUCCAUAUCAUUUCUGGGUGAACAGGGGCCAGUGAUGAUAAUGACUAUUUCCCUCUUGGUUUUUAAUGCUGAAUGGUCAUUAUUUUGCAUUUUUGGGAGGCCAUCUUAGGACAGGAAUCCCAGUCAUCUGACUCCACGCUAAUGUGAUAAUCAGUGCUUCUGGAAUUGGAGAUCACAGAGGCACCCACAUUCACACCAUAAACACACUGCAGACAGUUAUCCAAAGUCAGACUGACUGUGUUA